AUGACAUCCCUCGAGCCCUCCACCUGGCUCGACGCGUCAGAAGGCGUCGCCCUCUCCACUCCCACUCUCAACGCCUCCGUCCCUACUCCCCCAAAACCAGGCAGCAUCCUCUCCUCCUCCUCUUCCGACAAGGGCAAGCUCACCGCCUCCCCCGCGGACGUCGAUGACGAACCGAUCGGCAUAGUGCUCUCCAAGGCACCUACGCUCGUCGCUUCUCCCACACCAGGAGAACUAGAAGAAGGCAAGGGUAAAGAGGAUGGUGAGGGAGGGAAGAAAAAGCAGAGUUGGCGCGAGGCAGAGGAGAGGGAAGCCAUAGUGCUACCGAAGAACAACCUCCCGUUGGUAUUUAUUAGUUUAGCACUCGUGAUGUUCCUCGCGGCCUUGGAUCAGACCGCCGUCGGUACAGCCCUGCCGACGAUCGCCCAGGAUUUGUCGAGUAGCGCGAGCGACUAUUCAUGGGUCGGAGUCAGCUACAUGUUAGCCCAAACUGCGUUGAUGCCCAUCUACGGCAAGACCUCAGAUCUCUUCGGGCGCAAACCCGUUCUCUACACCUGCAUCCUCAUCUUCCUCGGCGCCUCCGCUCUCUGUGGCGCCGCACAGAGCAUGAUCUGGCUAAUCGUCUGCCGAGCCGUGCAAGGCAUUGGCGGUGGAGGCGUUGUCGCGCUCGUCAUCACCGUCAUGUCGGACAUCGUAUCGCUCAAAGACCGUGGCAAGUGGUCCGGCUACCUUGGGACAACCUGGGGCUUCGCCGCCGUUAUCGGACCACUCAUUGGAGGUAUCUUCGCGGAUAAGGUCGGCUGGCGCUGGAUCUUCUGGAUCAACCUCCCCACGGGCGGCGCAGCUAUCUUGAUGCUGUUCAUCACAUUGCACCUCAAUCCGCCGAAGAAGCAGAGCGCGAUUGAGAUGGCGAGGAAGUUCGACUUCGUCGGAUUGGCGCUUAUCAUGAGCGCAACCAUCCUCGUCCUCUUGGGAUUGACAUGGAGCAUCUCCAACGGCUGGCAGGAUGCUAGGACGUUGGGCAUGCUUAUUUCUGGGCUCGUCCUGUACGUGCCUGCGAUCAUUUGGGAGUUUUAUACUACAAAGGACGCGAUCAUCCCGCCACGGUUGUUCAAGACCCGUACAACAGGUAUUCUCAUGUUCAACGUGUUGAUUCACGGUAUCGCCUUCCUAGCUGGAUCAUACUACCUCCCCGUCUACUUCCAAGCCGUGAUGGAUUCAGAUGCGCUUAUGUCUGGUGUACGGAUGAUACCCUUCUCUGUCGUUUCCGCCCUCACCAGCGUGGGCACUGGCCAAUUCAUUACCCGAACAGGCCGCAUCCGCCCUGCGUUCUGGGCCGGGUUCACCCUAAUGACACUCGGCUUCUCGCUCAUGGCCACGCUGGACGAGACCAGCAGCGUCGCACAGCAGGAAAUAUACAUCCUCAUCCCUGCCCUGGGAAUAGGCAUGUUCUUCCAAGCCCCGCUCGUUGCUGUGCAGGCAGCGAUGCCACUCAACGCGAUGGCCAGCGUUACCUCUGCGUUCUUCCUCCUCCGCAUGCUCGGCUCCACGAUCGGUAUCGCCAUAGGCGGCACGAUCAUGAAUACGCAGCUUGCGCAGCGUCUUCCAGCGCAGUACCAGAGCCUGUCCAACGCAAACAUAGAUUACCGCACGCUGUGGAAUAUCGAACCUGCUUCCGUUCGUCAAGAAGUGCUGCAUGCGUUCGCGAAGAGUAUAGGGGUUGUAUGGACCGCCAUUGCACCCCUGCUCGGGGUAUGUCUUGUCCUAAGCUUGUUUGUGAGGCACUAUUCUUUGCAGAGGAAUUUUGUCAAAGCGAAGGAUCUUGAGCAGCAGGAGAAAGCAAAGGCUGCCGCUGUUGCUGUUGCUGCUGAGGCACAUGUGAAGAAGAGGGGCAUUUAG
Molecule: messenger RNA, 1896 nt
Organism: Dacryopinax primogenitus
Lineage: Eukaryota; Fungi; Basidiomycota; Dacrymycetes; Dacrymycetales; Dacrymycetaceae
Product: MFS general substrate transporter
Exons: 6
Coding region: 1-1896 (631 amino acids)
Biological process (GO): transmembrane transport
Molecular function (GO): transmembrane transporter activity
Source: RefSeq, a predicted model, not a curated record